UUAGGAGGCCACAAUGACAGGGCCGGAGAGCAGCAGUUGAUGGCACAUUCUCAUUAUGAACUUCUAGCAUCUGUUGUGAGAAGUAAGCAAGAAGCCAUUGAUUCAAUAUUCUACUCGUACAGUAGAAAUAUAAAUGGGUUUGCUGCUAUUCUCAGCGAAGAACAGGCUCUUGCUGUAUCAAAAUUACCAGAAGUAUUGUCUGUAUAUCCUAACAGAAGAAUAAAGUUGCAAACAACUCGUUCUUGGGAAUUCCUUGGAUUAGAACAUGCAAAUGAACAAGUCCCUCCAGAGUCCCUUUGGAAAAAAGCAGCAUAUGGAAAGGAUGUCAUUAUUGCUACGCUGGAUACAGGUGUAUGGCCCGAAUCUAAAAGCUUCAGUGAUGAGGGCAUGGGUCCUGUCCCUUCCCGAUGGAAGGGAAGAUGUGAGAAUAGCACCAACUUCAGUUGCAACAGGAAGCUGAUUGGAGCCAGAUCUUUCCACAAGGGAUUUGAGGCUGAAAGUGGGCAACUUGAUCUGUCUAAAGUAUCAACAAACAGAACACCACGUGACACAAGUGGGCAUGGCUCCCAUACUCUGUCCACAGCAGGAGGGAAUUUUGUGAAGAAAGCAAGUUUGUUUGGAUAUGGAGAAGGCACUGCAAAGGGAGGGGCUCCUGGUGCCAGACUUGCAAGCUACAAAGUUUGUUGGAGUGAUGGUUUCGGUGAUGAUUCUUGUGCUGAAGCAGACAUUCUUGCAGCAUUCGACCAAGGGAUAUAUGAUGGAGUAGAUUUGUUCUCUGUUUCCAUUGGAGGUUCUCCCUAUGGUCAACUAUUGUUGCAAGAUUCGAUUACCAUUGGGUCACUCCAUGCUGUCGAAAAAGGGAGAGUGGUGGUUUGUGCAGGAGGAAAUGAUGGUCCAAUGCCUGGCUCUGUUGCAAACCUGGCUCCCUGGAUUAUAACAGUGGGAGCAAGUACCAUUGAUAGAACAUUUUCUUCCAUUGUUUUCCUUGGCAACAAGAAGAUAUAUAAGGGAGAAAGCCUAGCUCAGUUAUCCCUAAAAAAGAAAAGAAUGUACCCUCUGAUAUCAUCGACAAAUGCUACACUUCCGGGUGUAGAUUUUUAUGACGGAUUGGCUUGCUCCACGAAAUCGUUGGAUCCUCGGAAAGUUAAAGGCAAGAUAGUUGCCUGCAUUGGUGGCAUAAGUCCAGAUGUUGUAAUGGGUCAAGAAGUUCGUAGGGCAGGAGGAGUCGGCAUGCUUGAUCUAAAUAGUCCAGGAGAACAAAAUUUUCUUUUGCCACAAGCUCAUGUUCUUCCUGCAACAGAACUCACUGCUGAUGAUGCUAUUGCAGUUACCAGUUAUAUAAACUCUACAAAAUAUCCUGUUGCUUACAUCUCUCCUGUGGAAACCAAGUUAAAUAUGAGGCCAGCUCCUACGGUGGCAGCCUUCUCCUCUAUAGGCCCAAAUAUUGUUAUCCCGGACAUACUUAAGCCUGACAUUUUGGGUCCAGGGACCAACAUCCUUGCUGCUUGGUCAGGAGCAGCACCUCCAUCUACCUUCGAUUUUGAUCGUAGGAGGGUUCCUUUUAAUAUAAUUUCAGGCACUUCUAUGGCAACCCCUCAUGUUGCUGGUAUUGCAGCAUUAAUUAAGGCAAUACAUCCUCACUGGAGCCCAGCAGCCAUCAGAUCAGCCAUCAUGACUACAGCUACCAAUAUGGACAACACCAAGAGGAUAAUCAAGGACUUUUUGUUGCAAACCGCGAGUCCUUUCGACUUUGGUGCAGGUCAGAUCAACCCAAAUCAAGCUGCAGAUCCUGGUCUGGUUUAUGAUAUUUCACCAAAUGAUUACUUAACAUUCCUUUGCAGUUUCGGCACCAACUCGAGCCAAAUAAGAAACGAAACAGGCAGACCAUAUCGUUGUCCUCCAAAUAACCAGACAAUUUACAACCUGAAUUAUCCUUCUAUUACAGUAUCGUCACUUGAUGGACCUGUGUUUGUGAGAAGAACUGUGACAUAUGUUUCGAAUGGAUCAGCAACUUUUGAAGGAAAGGUGAGAUCACCUCAUGGAGCUGUAAUAGUACUGAAACCCAACAAGCUUGAGUUUACAAAGACGGGAGAAACUCAAACAUACUAUGUGGUAAUGAAACCCAGGAAGGGUUUUAACUCAACUGAAUAUGGAUAUUUGACAUGGGAAAGUGCUCACCAUGUUGUGAGAAGCCCCAUUGUUAUUUGCGGUAAAAGCACUAACUGCAUAGCCUAGAUGAAUAAACCAGCAUCCAAAUACA
Messenger RNA from Cryptomeria japonica (Japanese cedar), 2260 nucleotides. Its product is annotated as subtilisin-like protease SBT5.3. Gene Ontology annotation, molecular function: serine-type endopeptidase activity. The record is from RefSeq and is a predicted model, not a curated record. NCBI's taxonomy places the organism in Eukaryota, Viridiplantae, Streptophyta, Pinopsida, Cupressales, Cupressaceae. Gene Ontology annotation, biological process: proteolysis. Bases 40 to 2235 code for a protein of 731 amino acids. The transcript has 10 exons.